Molecule: messenger RNA, 492 nt
Organism: Vicia faba (fava bean)
Lineage: Eukaryota; Viridiplantae; Streptophyta; Magnoliopsida; Fabales; Fabaceae
Source: the annotation of a GenBank genome assembly
AUGCCGCUCGUAAUCUCCUCCCUCUCCGCCUGCUUCCGGUUCAAAUUUCGCCAAGAUCCGCCUCAGCGCUUCUUUAUGAACUUCGUCUCAAUGUCGUCGAUUCAAAUCCUAACCUCCUACUCCGAUUCGUCUUCGUCCUCCUAUCUUCAUCGUUUCGAACACGCCACUCAUGACCUUCGUAUCUCUGCCGUAAUUGCGAUUUCGCCUUGUUCGCGAAGCCAACUCCGACGGUUCUUGAGAGACGUUGAAAUCCAGAAAACCAGAGAGAAUUUGCAGAAGAAGAGUUUCAAUUUGAAGACGAUGAUGAGCGGCUUGCAGAAAGUGAAGAGAGAGUUUUCUUGUGCAGGUUUUAUGAGGUGUGCUUUUAAUCGAAAUAAAUUCCCUGAGUCACUAUUACGCAAGAGGAAUACUUUUGAAUUCACAAGGAAACACUUGCAUAACAUUAUAGGAGCUACAACGGCUAACAGUAAAGGACUUGAAGUUUCUGCAUAA